This is a messenger RNA of Drosophila obscura, 1040 nucleotides long. RefSeq lists its product as uncharacterized. The transcript has a single exon. The record is from RefSeq and is a predicted model, not a curated record. Lineage: Eukaryota; Metazoa; Arthropoda; Insecta; Diptera; Drosophilidae. Bases 158 to 922 code for a protein of 254 amino acids.
CCCCAUCAGUUUCAAUUGAAAUCAGAGCUUCCAGGCAAGCAUCAAAAUUUCACAGUACUAACAAACAAAACAAAAUUCAAUAGUCCACACAAAUUUCUGCGAUUGUUUUUGGUUUUUGGGUUUUUGUGUUUUGCUUUGCUUUGCUUAAAACCGCACCAUGCCGAAGGGAACCAAGCUGCGCUUUGCCCUGAUCACCGAGGAGCUGCUCGAGAAGCUGCGCCCCAGUCCGGAGCCGACCAUUCCCAUACGCAGCGCCGUCAAGGAGGUACUCAGCGAGGUAAUGUCCGAACUGAAUCUCAAUCAGAUGAUCGAGGACAAGCUCGUGGAGCUGUUGGAGCGUCGUGGCAUUGCCUCAAGCCAGAGCCCCAGCGACUGCCGCAGCCUGGGCGGCCUUGCCCUCGCCAAGAAGACAUCCGUUUUGAGCAUGCCCAUUGAGUCGUUCUCGUCGGUGUCGCCGCGGCCCAGCGAGGUUCGCAAGCACAGGAAGAGCCAAGAGCGCCUGCAGCUCUCUCCGGCUCCUGUGGCCGCCAAGAAGAACAGGACCAGGUCCCAGACGAUAUUCAUUCAGCCGACACACCGGGAAGUGACCUUCUCACUGGGUGACUCAACUUCCACGCAUCGCGAUGCCACACAAUCCGAUGCAGGCGCUACAUCUCGAGAGGCAGCAGCCCCUACUUAUCGGGAUGCAGCCGCCACACAACGCGAUGGAGCCGCCACACAUCGGCACUCAUCAUCGGCACGUCGGGAUUCUGUCUCGCCGCAUCGUGAUGCCGCUGCCACACAGCGAGAGGUAGCCGUCUUGUAUCGGGAUGUGGCCUCCAGCCAAAGACGAGCCGAAUCGAAGUCCCAUUCCUAUCGCAAGUUCCUUUCCUUUGACCAGCAGCAGGAUUACGUGCGCCGCAAGUCGCUACGCAAGAAAUGAACUCGGAACUCGGAACUCAGAACUAAGUACAAUUCCAAAUUAUUCCCAAACAAAAAGGAAUUUUUAUUCUACAUAUAUUUUUGUUCAAAUUUAAAUUGAAUUGAAUAAAUUUGAAUUU